Messenger RNA from Astrephomene gubernaculifera, 3181 nucleotides. The record is from the annotation of a GenBank genome assembly. NCBI's taxonomy places the organism in Eukaryota, Viridiplantae, Chlorophyta, Chlorophyceae, Chlamydomonadales, Astrephomenaceae.
CGUCAUUUCGCCAAGCGUGCUUCGCUAUCAAUCACAUCCGCAGGCCACCUGGCUUACCGCUUACUGCUACUUCGUGCCUUUCCACACCCAUACGACCUCACAUCGCACCCUUGAGCCCUCCUGCUUUCCCUUCGGACCCGCCCACGCCCUUCCAAACGACAGAUGACCAUAUGGGCCAGCAGCCAUCCGGGAGCUGCUGCGAGCUGCUGCCCGGGCCCGCCCUGGCCCCAGCAGCCGCUCGCCGGCGGUGCUAGCAUAUCCCCACCUGGCUCCGCUGCUGUGCAGCAGUCCCCAGCGGCUGGCUUCGGCUCCCCCGCCCCCGCGUCAAACUCAGCCGUCCCCAGCAGCCCUCCUUUUGGAGCCGCGGCAGCCGUACAGCCGCCCCCUCCGGUGCCCAUUUUCGGUGGUACCACAACGUGUGCCCCUUCGUUCUGCGUUGGCGCGACAACGGGUUUCGGCGCUGCCACAGCCGCUUCAUUCAGCUUUGGUGGCGCUGCUCCCCCGUCGUCCAGCAUUGGCACGAGGAGCGAUUUGUCAGCCGGAUUUGGUGCGGCGCCUGCUCCGGUGCCCGGCUUUGGUGCCGCCAUGCCUGCUGUCCUCUCAUUCGGCUUUGGCGCCGCACCUGCUGUCCCGUCACAGCAGGGCUCUGGUGCCGCAUCCGCCCCUGCAUUCGGCUUUGGUCUUCCGCCUGCUCCAGCUAGCAGCAGCUUAGGAGCCCAACCCGCACCACCUUCAUUCGGCUUUGGUGUCGCAGCCGCCCCUUCGUCAACAAGUGCUUCCGCCUCACCUGCCUCACCUCCCGUCUUCGGUGUUGCACCUGCUGUCAAGCCGCCCGGGUUUGGGACCCCCUCCGCCCCUUCAUUCAACUUUGGCGUCUCAUCACCCCAGUCACCCGGAUUUGGUGGGUCACCCGCCCCUUCAGUUGGCUUUACCGCCUCACCUGCUCCUUCAUUCGGCUUUGGUGUUUCGCCCGCCUCAUCUCCCAGCUGUGGCGCCGCGUCCGAACCCCCGUCGCACAGCCCUAGCAACCUCACGCCGGGCCCCGCUUCCGGCCGCAAAUCCGCACUCCGAACCUCGGCCUUUACCAUGCCCGCGUCAUCAACACUGGGCUCUGAAGCCGCCGCCUCCCAACCGCCGCCAAACGCCAACGGUCGUCGUCAUGUUCGCUUUAAUGCGCCGUACAGCACUGCCCGCGUGCUGUACGAGCUAACCGAGGAUCCGCAUUCAACGCGCCGUGGCCAUGGUUUACGCUUUUUGACCUCCAUCUCUGCAUGCAGCGACUUCCAGCCUCCAGGGGUGCCAAAGUCCCAUGAAGAGAUGCGUUGGGAGGAUUACCAAUGCGGCUUGCAACAGGGCUGGUCGACACCGGACGGGGAGGUGGCUUUGCAGCGUUUCCGUGAAAAUGCAAUCCGCCGAAAGGCUUUUACCCUGCACGGAACACGCUCUUUGUCGUACAAUGUAGAGCUUCACAUGUGUGAACCGAUGUGCUUGUUCAAGUCCGUAUCCGCGCUGCCCGUCUAUCAGCAAAACGGCAUGGAUAAAUCUCACGAGGAGCUGCGAUGGGAGGAUCUCAUGAACGGGGGACAUGCGGGCUUCCGCGGCGGCUGCAGUGGAGGCAGCAGCGCCGCUGCUGCUGCUGUCCGGGGUAACGCCACUGAGGCCGGGGAAGCAACGCAUCUGUCGAGGAAACGCAGCUGUUCACGAGCAAGUCGCGAGCAUGAAGUAGCCGGGGGGCAUGUGAGCGGCGGCGGGGCUGCCAGCGGUGUUGUUGGUGCUGGUGGCGUGGGUGACGGUGUAACGGCGGCGGACUCGGCGCCGCCUGCCCUCUUCGAAGCUGGUGGCAGCGCCGGCAGCGGGCCACAUGCGAGUGGGAGUGAUGGGGGAUGCGGCGGCAGUAAUGGGCCGACUGGCGAUGGCGAUGGAAGCGACAAGACAGCAGCGGCGACGGCAGCAGCAGCGGCAGCGACAGCACCCGGCGAGGGAGCCGGCCUCGGGUGCUUGAACGUCAUGGAGCCGGACCCCAUGUUCCUGUGUCCCAUCACUUAUGACGUCAUGGUCGACCCUGUGGUCGCCACCGACGGCUACACCUACGAGCGCUCCGCCAUCACCAAGUGGCUCAAGUACAGGCGACCCAGCCCCGUGACCAGCCAGCGCAUGCCGCAAAGCGCGCUCCUCAUCCCUAACAUCGUAGUGCGUUCAGCCAUUCAGGAGUGGAAGCGGAAGACGGGUCAGUGGUGGUGAGGUGGUAACGGGCUGGCGAUGUGGCGUUAGGUGGCAAUAGCGACAAUGUCGUUGAGGCAGGCGCCGCCGCCGGAGCAGCAUCGGCAGCCGCGGCGGCGGUGAAAAACGUUGAGGGCAGGAUGGCGAAUUUGUGAGGGCGUUUGGUGUUGACGGUAUGCGGGAAAUGUUCUGUCAAACGGAUGUGGCCUUCUCCCCUCAAUACAUUUAUGAGACUCGGCAGGGGUUGGGUCCAUGGGUAACGGUUGAUAGUUGUGUUGGAAGUACGGUACUUUUCGAACAGUUCCGUACACGUACGUCGCCUUUGCGAUGGCUUAGCUUACAUGGUGUGUGGCGGUAUCGUAAUUAUUCAUAUUUGGCGGCUGUGUUACGCUCAAGGACCCGUGGGUCCCGGCUACCCAUGCUACCAAUAAUGCCCAGGAUGCGGUCUGUUUUGGACUCCUUAACUCAAAAUUUGAAGUGAAGGAGGUUAGCAAGACAUUUGUGUCGUAUUGGCACUACCAUCACUGCUUAUGUUGUUGACGGUUGGACGGCAACUGAACCCAGGUAUGCAGCCCCCUUUGCUGCUUCGCUGCCUCUUAUAUAGCAUACUUUAUUACGCGUAUUAGUCACCCAGAUCCCCACUUGUUAGUGCCCAUCUGGGUUAUUCACCGUUUUCAGAAAUCCAGUGUUUGUCGUGCUUGUAGUUCGCCACGCGUACCAUCAGAGUGUUUGGCCGGGUAGAACGCGGCGAACAUAGGUUACUGCCCCUCCUAGCGGUUAGCGGGAUACUGGCAUGCUGUAUCCUAGCUAGUGUAUGUACCUGUCCCGAGUAGCUGGCAUGGGUGAUCCAGACGCCACUUGUAUAUAGAGGUAUUGACUGUUGAGGUUUAUGUCUUGCUGCUGGCCGGCAGUCGGGCCGGUGCAACAACUAUGACCCAAGUGCCGUACGGAAAGAUCUGAC